Molecule: messenger RNA, 648 nt
Organism: Spirometra erinaceieuropaei
Lineage: Eukaryota; Metazoa; Platyhelminthes; Cestoda; Diphyllobothriidea; Diphyllobothriidae
Source: the annotation of a GenBank genome assembly
AUGCAGAAAUUCGGCUGUCCAGAGCGAUUCACUCAGAUUGUGCGUCAGCUGCACGACGGUAUGAUGGCACGAGUCAUGGACAACGGAGCUGUCUCAGAGGCAUUCGCAGUGACUAACGGAGUGAAACAGGGAUGCGUGCUGGCACCAACCCUCUUCAGUCUUAUGUUCUCUGCCAUGCUGAUGGACGCCAACCGUGAUGAACGUCCCGGGAUUCGCAUCGCCUACAGGACGGACGGUCACCUGCUUAAUCAACGGCGGAUGCACUUCCAAUCACGCGUAUCCACAACAACCGUUCACGAACUCCUCUUCGCCGACGACUGCGCCCUGAACACCACCUCAGAAGAGGAGAUGCAACGGAGCAUGGACCUGUUCUCCGCCGCCUGCGAGAACUUCGGUCUGGUCAUUAACACGCAGAAGACGGUGGUGAUGCACCAACCGCCACCCAACUCGGCCACAGCCCCCAACGCGUCGCCACAAAUCAGUGUGAAUGGGACCCAACUGCAAGUGGUGGAGAACUUCCCGUACCUGGUCAGUACUCUCUCCCGCACCACCAAGAUUGAUGACGAAGUCGCCAACAGGAUCUCGAAAGCAGUCAAGCCUUCGGUCGUCUCCAAAGCACAGUUUGGAAUCGUCACGGUCUUCAACUGA